AUGUCCAGUCAAGGGGGAAAGAAGCCUAUCAAGGACAGGGUCAUCUUUCCUGUUGGGCGUUUGCUUCACUACAUGACGAGGGGUCUGUCCAAGUAUCGCAUAAGCGUUGGGGCACCUGUAUAUCUGGCUGUAGUUCUGCAGUAGGCCUAUCUCACUGCUUAAAUCUUGGACCUGGCAAGAAAUGCUGCCAGAGAACCAAGAAGGGUCACAUCACGCCACGACACAUUAAGUUUGCCAUCGCAAACGACAAGGAGUUGAACCAGUUGCUGAAAGGUUUGACCAUCACAGCAGGUGGAGUCCUGCCCAACAUCCAUACAGAGCUGCUAGCCAAGGUCAAGAAGUCUACAGCCAAGAAAAUGAGUGGGAGAAGGGCGGGAGGGAAGGCUAAGGACACCAUGCUGAUCUGCACGUCAUCCUUGCUGGAGAGGAGGAAGCCCAUGGUGGUUAAUGAUGGUGCUUCUGCCUGCAGGGGAGUCCACACUAGUUCCAGUAAGAACACCUCUUAUAUGGGAGGGAGUGUGAUGACCCCUCCAGACCACUAG
This is a messenger RNA of Xyrichtys novacula (pearly razorfish), 542 nucleotides long. The record is from the annotation of a GenBank genome assembly. NCBI's taxonomy places the organism in Eukaryota, Metazoa, Chordata, Actinopteri, Labriformes, Labridae.